This is a messenger RNA of Mesoplodon densirostris (Blainville's beaked whale), 999 nucleotides long. It is a transcript of the gene C1QTNF7, whose product is annotated as C1q and TNF related 7. The coding region runs from base 55 to 999 and encodes 314 amino acids. The transcript is spliced from 4 exons. Gene Ontology annotation, molecular function: protein binding. NCBI's taxonomy places the organism in Eukaryota, Metazoa, Chordata, Mammalia, Artiodactyla, Ziphiidae. The record is from RefSeq and is a predicted model, not a curated record.
GACCUACCACAAAAGGGUUUCUCCCACAUCUUGGCUAUUGUGAAUAAUGCUGCUAUGAACAUUGGAGUGCAUGUACCUUUUCGAAUUAGAGUUUUCAUGGGAAUACAGACAUCUCUUCAAGAGCCAAAGAUGUUUGUCUUGCUCUAUGUUACAAGUUUUGCCAUUUGUGCGAGUGGACAACCUCGGGGUAAUCAGUUCAAAGGAGACAGCUACUCCCCAAGAUAUAUCUGUAGCAUUCCUGGCUUACCUGGACCUCCAGGCCCCCCUGGAGCAAAUGGUUCCCCUGGGCCCCAUGGUCGGAUCGGCCUUCCAGGACGAGAUGGUAGAGACGGCAGGAAAGGAGAGAAAGGUGAAAAGGGGGCUGCAGGUUUGAGAGGUAAGACUGGACCACUGGGCCUUGCUGGAGAGAAAGGGGACCAAGGAGAGACUGGGAAGAAAGGACCCAUGGGACCUGAGGGAGAGAAAGGAGAAGUAGGUCCUGUUGGGCCUCCUGGACCAAAGGGAGACAGAGGAGAGCAAGGGGACACAGGGCUGCCUGGUGUUUGUAGAUGUGGAAGCAUCGUGCUCAAAUCUGCCUUUUCUGUUGGCAUCACAACCAGCUACCCAGAAGAAAGGUUACCAAUUAUAUUUAACAAGGUCCUCUUCAAUGAGGGAGAGCACUACAACCCUGCAACAGGGAAGUUCAUCUGUGCUUUCCCAGGAAUCUAUUACUUUUCUUACGAUAUCACAUUGGCAAAUAAGCAUCUGGCAAUUGGGCUGGUACACAAUGGGCAGUACCGCAUAAAGACCUUUGAUGCCAACACAGGAAACCAUGAUGUGGCUUCAGGGUCCACAGUCAUCUAUCUGCAGCCAGAAGAUGAAGUUUGGCUGGAGAUCUUCUUCACUGACCAGAACGGCCUCUUCUCGGACCCAGGUUGGGCAGACAGUUUGUUCUCUGGAUUUCUCCUAUAUGUUGACACAGAUUAUCUAGACUCCAUAUCAGAUGAUGACGAGCUCUGA